Molecule: messenger RNA, 606 nt
Organism: Dalotia coriaria
Lineage: Eukaryota; Metazoa; Arthropoda; Insecta; Coleoptera; Staphylinidae
Product: GILT-like protein 1
Exons: 3
Coding region: 1-606 (201 amino acids)
Molecular function (GO): oxidoreductase activity, acting on a sulfur group of donors, disulfide as acceptor
Source: RefSeq, a predicted model, not a curated record
AUGAAGUCAAUAAACGCGAUAAAUAUUUCUUUCCUAAUAUUAGUAUUUCACGCGUUGAAAUCAUCAGCACAGAAAUUAGACUCGGUAAAAAUAUCCGUGUAUUACGACGCUGCUGGCAACGCAAGUUCUGAUUUUAUCACGCAACAAUUAUUCAAAUCGUAUCCAGCAAUUGCCAGUAGAAUAAUUCUGGAGUUGGUGCCAUGGUGUUUGGGCGAUAUGCUUCCGGGAAGUGAUAGUUACCGCGCAAAUGUUAUUCAUACCUGCGCAUUCGAUCAAACUACAGAUGAACAAAUCCACGUUGAUUUUGCAACGUGUAUGAUGAACAGCAGAGUUAUUACGGAAGAAAAUAUUAAAAAAUGCGCUGAUAGUAAUGGUUUACCGUAUGAUGCUAUAAUAAAGUGCGCAAAAGGCGCCGAGGGUCGUAAUAAGUUAGCAAACAACGGAUACAAAACUAAAGCCAUCUAUCCGCCGAUUUAUCAACUUCCAGCUAUAGGCAACAAUGGUUGGGUGCGCGCUGGGUUGCAGACAAAAGCAAAAGAAAACUUUUUGGGUUAUGUUUGUGCAUUUCUUAAUAAUCCACCGAAAGAAUGUACCAAAAAACAAUAA